CAUGUGGAAGCAUCGAUCCGACGCCCGGUCACUUGUCUCAAAGGCACAAUUAUUUGUGCAACAACCGUGAGUUCGGUGUCCUCACUUAAGGAUGAGAUUUCAUCUCGAAAAUCCUUAAAGUUUGACAUGCGCUAGUUUUGUGGUGUUCUAGUUUAUUAGGACGAACCAAUAAUUCUGUGCUCUGUGUGUUUAUUAUAUUACACUUAUUGUAGUGAAAGUGUGCAUUUUUCUUCCUGGAAAGUGUCCUUGGAACAAGUGUUAUGCCGUAAUUAAUAUUGUACGUGUAGUGUUUUCUGAUGAGUGCCUAACUGUCAGGAUUUCUGUUUUGUGAAAAAUAAAGUGGUACCCGCUUUUUGAUGAACCUAAGUUUACUAGCCGGUGAAGAGUGUUGACAUUGUCUUGAAAAAUUGCAGAAGUUGAUGGCAUUCAACGGAAAUUUCUGGCGAACUUCAACAUGUCUGUGAUAAAAAGCCGAUAAGUGAUCUUUAAAAUAUAAACCAAGCUCAGUAUCGUUGACGUCGCACACCGAUCCGAUGUUAUUAGCAUAUUAAAAGAUCAGAAUCGCCAGUGUCGGUUUCGCAUCACGCGUAGUGCCUAGCCUCCAGCGGGAGACACGCGCAACAGCCGGCAAGCGACACGCGGUCCGCAAGCCGGAGAAUUUCCGUCGGAACCAUACCAUAGAAUACCGUCAAGAUUGCUGCCAUGGGUCGCAAGAAAAUACAAAUCUCGCGUAUCACAGAUGAACGGAACCGACAGGUUACGUUCAACAAGCGCAAGUUCGGCGUCAUGAAGAAAGCGUACGAGCUGAGCGUGUUGUGCGACUGCGAGAUCGCCCUCAUAAUCUUCAGUUCGAGCAACAAAUUGUACCAGUAUGCUAGCACUGACAUGGACAAAGUGCUUCUCAAAUAUACCGAAUACAACGAGCCCCACGAAUCAUUGACGAACAAAAACAUCAUAGAGGCACUUAAUAAGAAGGAGCAUAAGAACGGAGUGAUGAGCCCGGACAGCCCGGAACCCGACAAUGACUACACACUGACACCCCGCACCGAAGCCAAAUAUAGCAAAAUUGAUGAAGAAUUCCAACUGAUGAUACAGCGCAACCAGAUGAACGGAACGAGGCAAGUCGGUGUUGGAGCUGGAAAUUAUUCUUUACCAGUAACGAUGCCUGUAGCCGGAGGCUAUGGCGAUGGAUCUCUCUUGCAGGCGAGUCCUCAAAUGGCACACACUAGUAUCAGCCCACGACCUUCUUCAUCCGAAACUGACUCUGUUUACCCACCCGGUGGUAUGCUGGAAAUGACAAAUGGUUACCCGCACUCUGUGUCCCCUCUGGGAGGUUCUCCGUCCCCUGGGCCAAGUCCCAACAUGGUUCUGAAGACUCACGGCCACGCAGCUAAGCAACACUCGCCGGGUCCGUCUGGUCCUAAGAACCUCAGGCUGGCCAUACCCACACCGAUGACGACUCAUGCUGACGAAAUGACUUAUAGUGAAUUGUUGUUGCAGCACAAUCGCGCGGCUCAAUCAUCACUGAACACCCCCGUAGUGGCGUUGCAGACUCCGAGCAUACCGUCUAGUCUCGCUGGCGGUUAUACUAGUUUGGCUUCUUUCGGCGCACAGGACUUCUCAAUGGGCAACGACAUGGGACUUGGACUUGGAUGGAAUUCGCACCAAUUACAAACGAGCUUACAACACACUAGCGGCCUUCCUCACUUGGCAGUAUCGAAUAGUACGCCCCCGCCGUCCACUUCUCCUGGUCCAGUGAAAAUCAAAUCGGAACCGAUCUCACCUUCUCGAGAGACUUCGCACCAUGGCCAUCAUCCUAUAACGGUGACGCACACGCUAUCAGGACACACUAUCGGACAUAAUCUGGCGCCACAGCACAGGCCUAACUCUGCUGGACAUCUCACGCCGACGCCAGGAACGGUGACGCCGACGAACGUGCCGUCGCCUGGUGCCGAAAUGCGUCAUAGUUCCAGCUCGGAGUACGACUCCGGUCCGCACAUGAAGCGCAGCCGCUUGAACGACAACAGUUGGAGCACAUAGCGUUCGGCGCACGCUGGACCGAUAGUCACCGGCAUGCAGCACACGGUCAUGUACCACAGUUAAGGUUCGUUCACAUUUUCGCCGAGUGACGGGACGAACGAUUAACCACAAAUCAGAUAUAAUUAUAAUAUUAUAAUAUAAUAUAUCGCUCGACCUCGGACGGACGGACGACGUGCCCUAUGGUUGACAGUAUGAAUGUGAGACUCUUGCUUGCGUGAGUUUUGAACGUUCGUUCGUCUGUUCGUCAGCUCGUUCAAAAUUCGUUCGUCGUAGUUCAAAACUAUGUGCAAUUACUUCUAAUGCAGCGACACAGCCUUGCAAUAUAUAUAUUGAUAAAUUAUUUAAUCUAUUGAAAACUAUU
Ctenocephalides felis (cat flea) is the source of this 2401-nucleotide messenger RNA. It is a transcript of the gene Mef2, whose product is annotated as myocyte-specific enhancer factor 2. Gene Ontology annotation, biological process: cell differentiation; positive regulation of transcription by RNA polymerase II. Gene Ontology annotation, molecular function: protein dimerization activity; histone deacetylase binding; RNA polymerase II cis-regulatory region sequence-specific DNA binding. Lineage: Eukaryota; Metazoa; Arthropoda; Insecta; Siphonaptera; Pulicidae. The record is from RefSeq and is a predicted model, not a curated record. The coding region runs from base 703 to 2040 and encodes 445 amino acids. The transcript has 12 exons.